Molecule: messenger RNA, 1382 nt
Organism: Gilbertella persicaria
Lineage: Eukaryota; Fungi; Mucoromycota; Mucoromycetes; Mucorales; Choanephoraceae
Product: Rho GTPase activation protein
Exons: 2
Coding region: 60-1277 (405 amino acids)
Biological process (GO): regulation of small GTPase mediated signal transduction; signal transduction
Cellular component (GO): cytoplasm
Molecular function (GO): GTPase activator activity
Source: RefSeq, a predicted model, not a curated record
ACUCUCUUUCUAAUUUAUUUCACAAAAAUAAUAAAAAAAAAAAUUAAAGUGUCACUUUGAUGGAAACCCUACAUCUCAAUCGAUCACAGUCUACGCUGAAGUCUACUGAAGAAAGACCCAGUCUGAGCCGCAUGGAGUCCCUUCGAAGAGCUUUGACCACAAGCCGCAGAAAAGAAAAGCAGAAUACGAUAUUGCAAAUAUCAUUACCUCUUGUCGAAUCAUUACACACAACACCUCCUCUCUCUCCCCCUACAGUAGGAGUGCUACCUCGUUUUAUACCAGAUAUACCACAGCAACAAGACGCUAUUGUUCGCCACAUGGCUGUCCUUUAUAUAGAAUCCUAUCUAGACGAUUUGGAUGAUGUGUUGACUUGGGUGGACAUGAAAAAGUCUUCUUCUCUAUGGGGAAAAUUAAAGACCCAUAUCUUGACACCUACUUCAGACCCACCCUUUUCUUUUCCUUCUUCGCCUACAGGUGAAAAGAAGAUGGGCGUCUCCUUAGGUGACUUGAGCAAUCCUUCCUUGUGUCAACCGAGUAUGGAGGACAUCAAACCAUGGAAGACUGUCUGUCCAUCCAUUGUGUCUUGUUUCUCUAUCCAUGCACGGGUGCCUGGCUUUAUUAAGGAUUGUGUGUUGACCAUGAUCCAUCAAGAUAUUCAUACGGAAGGCAUCUUUCGAAAGAACGGCAAUAUUCGUGCACUGAAAGAGAUGUGCGAUACUCUGGAUGCUCAGCCUCAUCGUGAAGAUUGGAAAUAUUUUUUUAAAGAUCAAUCGAUUGUACAACUCGCAGCAUUUAUCAAACGAUUUCUAAGAGAAUUACCAGAACCCUUGUUGACAUACAAGCUUCAUAAAUUGUUUAUGUUGUCUAUAAAAGCGCCCACACAAACAGAGAUGCUGAUCAUCCUUCGCUACACUAUCUGUAUAUUACCCAAAGCCAACCGAGAUACCCUUUUGAUCAUAUUAGCCUUGUUGAACUGGGUAGCAAGACAUGCUUCUCAUAACAAGAUGGACUAUGAGAACCUUGCGACUGUCAUGGCACCGAAUAUUCUGUAUGAAACAAGAAAGCAAACAUCACAUGUCACUGCAGAUUCACCUGUCUGUCAGGGGGAAAUUUAUGUGAUUGCAACCAUGAUUGAGCACUUUGAGACACUAAUGGAGGUAAAUUGGCAACAAUCCAUCUACGGUUUACUGAUUUCUGUUAGGUGCCUAUUGAAUAUUCAGGCUUAUUGGAACAUCCUAAAAUGCUGGACUAUCUUUGUACGCAUGCCAUCGACCUAAAUUCAUCUAAACAGUUUGUGAAAAUGUUCCACCAGUUACUCAAGAUCAAAAAAGACAUUUUAAUCACCCAUUCUGCUGUAUUGCCUCCUUCACCUUCCAUCUCUU